UGGAAGAACCCUAAAUUUUGGGCGAUGCGAUGGCGCCAUUUACAAAUCCGGGGCUUCUACACCGCCGAGUACAUUGGCAAGAAGAAGAAGCUCGAGACCAAGUCACUGGCGGCCGGAUGCCUGGAUUUCCUCGCUCAGUCGCUCACCAAGAUACAGCCCUCGCAGAUUUCCGCCAGCAAGGAGCAGCGAUCAUGGCAGGACGCUUGCGCGGACAGCCCCGACGAUCAAUUUGCCGAGGACGACGAGGAACCCAGGCCGGCGAUCCCCGUGAUUGUGAGAGAAUGCUGGGAUCCACAGCUCCGGGCGUCCGUGGAUCAGAUCCUCCAGCUCAAGAUGCGCGCCCAUCCCUCGAGCUACUUCCACGCGAUCCGGGAUUGCACGAGCAAGAAAGCCCUGCUCGAGGGGACGAUGCUCCACGCCCAUCUGUGCAAGGGAGGAUUCAAGCCCAGCACUGUUCUAGGGAAUCUCUUGAUCCAGAUGUACGGCGUGUGUGGCCGUGUCGACGACGCCAGGGCAGUGUACGACACCCUCGAGUUUCGCAACGUUUUCUCCUCCAACAUUAUGAUCGCGGCAUAUGCCCAUAAUGGGCAUUUGCAGGACGCCGUGGAUGUGUUCCAGUCCUCGCGGGCUACCAACGUGGUGACAUGGAACACCAUCGUCGCGGCAUAUGCUCGGAAUGGUGGGCUUGAGGAGGCCGCGGCAUUGUUUGAGAGGACGCCGGGUCGUAACGUGGUGUCAUGGAAUAACAUGAUAUCCGCAUAUGCCCACUCUGGGCAUCGUGGCGAUGCCAUUUUUCUCUUCCGGAAGAUGGACCUCGAGGGCAUGGCACCAAAUCGGGUGACGUUUCUACAUGCCCUAGAUUCCUGUUCCAGUGUGGGCGAGGGUCUCUGCGUCCACGGGGAGAUGCUCCAGUCGAGCGUAGAAUUCGACGUAGCCGUAGGUACUGGACUGGUAAUAAUGUACGGCAGGUGUGGGUACGCCGGAGCUGCCAGAUUCGUCUUCGACCGGCUCGGGACCUCCGACGUGGUGGUGUGGACGGCCAUGAUCGUCGCGUACGCGCAGGCCGGGGACACGUUUGACGCCAGGUCGGUGUUUGACCGGAUGCCAGCGCGGAGCUCCGUGACGUGGAAUGCCAUGGUGGCGGCCUAUGCCUUUAAUGCCAACGCUACGUCGGCGCUCGCGGUCUUCAAGCUCAUGGACCUCGAGGGCGUCCCGGCCACGAAGAUCAGCUUUAUCUGCGCGCUCGACGCCUGUUCCAGCAGCUCUUUGCUCGCGGCGGGGAAGACGGUCCACGCCAAUGCGAUCGACAGCGAUCUGGGCGACGAUCUGCCGGUGGCGAAUGCGAUCAUCAACAUGUACGCGAGAUGCCGCGAUCUGGAGCGAGCCAAGGAGAAGUUUUCCUCCAUGCCCAGGAAGAAUCUGGUGUCUUGGAGCGCGAUGGUUUCGGCGUAUGCGCACUGCGGGCAAUCGCGGCAAGGAUUCGAGACGUUCCAGGCGAUGCAGCUGGAAGGAUUGAGGGCGACGGAGGUGACGCUGUGUAGCGUUCUUGCGGCAGCGAGCGGCGCCAACAAGUUCCUGGAUGGGGUUACGUAUUUCCUGACAGUUCCCGAGGACUAUGGCUUCCAGCGGAUCAUGGAUCACUACGUUUCCGUGGCGGACAUGCUCGCCAGAUCCGGCGUGCUCGAUCACGGGCUCGCCAGCGCCAAGAACGACGUGGAUUGUUUGCUUGCGGAGCACAGGCCGCUCGAGAUACCAUCGUGAAGCUCGUUUCAACUUGAAUGUCGCUGAUGCUGUUUCUCAAGGAUAGAUCUCAAGUAUGUGGCUUGGUGAGGCCUGGCAUGCCCAAGGAGCCUGGAUAUGUUGUACAUCAAAGAGAAGAACAUCGGAAACCUCUCGUCGGGAACCCCGCAAGCCAUGGCGGCCUCAGUGAGAGUGUGGUGAUCGGGCGUGGGACAAGCUCCGGUGAUGGUCAUCCGCGAGAAGAGCUGCUGGAUGUAUCAAGAAGGGACAUCGAUAUCAAGAACACCAGGGAACGUUGUAGCAGUUACCUCGGAUGGGCAUUUCUUCAGGGCUCUUGCUUUGCCUCGCCACCGCAAGUAUUGUUUUGAUGGGAUGGCGAACACGAUGGCAUUCUUGGCCACUGGCCACUGGUCGUGAGUUGGUACAUGCAAUGGCGGCCUGGAAGGACGAGUGUCAAGGGCAGAGUGGGUGGGCAUCUAACAAAUUGCCUGGCUUGGGUAUUUUGUGUGCCCUCACGAUCGAGCGAGAGAAACGGUGUAUAGUAAACAAGGUAUGGCGCUUGUGAAGAUAUGGCGGCUAUGGGAAAGGACGAUCAUCCUCCUACAUGCUCCUGGCAACAAGCAGAGUUUGCAAGCCCAGCAAGCUCAAGAGUGGCGAGGAGCAUUUCCCAGACGAUGAACUCAACCGCUUUUGUCUGGCGGCACUGCAACAGGGCACAAGUUUCCAAGACCCCGACCACCCGGACUCAAGGACUGACUUGGCUGUGGUCGGCUAAGUGGAGAUCAUCCGAUGGUGGAGUGGAGCAGUUGCUUGACUGCUGAAGAAGAUGACCAAACUUAUGGUAAGCUGUUCUUCCGUUCCUUAACGGGCUGGCCCUCACGGUUAAGGUAAUCGGACCAUCCGUGGCCGUGGAUUGAGAAAUGUUACAGUACUUCCAGUAGCUGAGGAUUCUUGCGAUCCCUUCAACGUCUUCCUGCCUUCUUCUCUGUGAGCUCCACUGUUCGCUGCUUCUCUUCCAGCGAGUCGACCAGGUCCUUUGCAAUUUCAUGAGAGACGUGGAGUUACAAGAAUCUUGCUCUGCAGCGUCCAUCAGUGAUCAACAGCGUCUGGUGCAGCAAGAAGAUCCAAUUACACCAGUGCUUAUGAGGCGAAAUCUUCUUGAUGCUGAAGAAGAUGACAGUAAGCUAUUUGUGCCCCUUUUGUGGCUUUUAGUGCUCCAGCGAGGAACACCUACGCACUGCAGCUGUCGCUGGGGAUUCUCGGUAAUUUUCAAGCAAGAGAAGCAGUAUAUGGCCCUUGGUGAUCGCUUGGACUACCUCGAAGGAAGCUCUACCUCUCUACUGCAGCAUCCAUCAGUGAUUAUCCAAGGAUUACAGGUCUAUGCCACUUUGACGCUCCAGAUGAACACUAAACGCUUUUGCGGCUUACGACUCAAAUCUGAGCCGGGGUUGCAUACUUUUGUUCGUGGAUCUCAAGCUGUGAGAUGCAGGUUUUGUAUUCCAUUUUGAAGUAAGACACAUGCCAGCAGCGUCUGGCCUUCAUCCAACAAACAAGUUCUUGACCCGCUGGAUGCUUAUGGACAAUAUCCUUUGGCGGACAGCUUCCGACUCCACCAUCCUGCUUUCCAAUCCUGCUUUCCACUAAGUGUGAGUCUAUCUUGUGUUACGUUUUCCUCUCUCCACGCUUAACACUUGCUUGUAAAGGUUGCGUUGCGGGUGGUGGUCGUUCUGUUCUUUCCAUCACGGGCUGCAUGGAAGCUCCUCUACAAGGUGGCUACAAUCCACGCAACGAGUAAGAGGGUGUAAGUAGCUUGCCGGGAAGAGGUGACUGGGAGAUCAUCGUGCCUGAGCGAGGAAAGCGAGGAGAGCUGGCUAGCUUGGAAGAAGAUAGGCUCACCUUGGUGAUCACCGUGUUUUUUACCAAGGCUCCUAUGAUCAAAGGAAGAUGCUUUCAUCUGUUCAAAAUUUCACAACAAGAACAAUCUUUGUAUUA
Selaginella moellendorffii is the source of this 3732-nucleotide messenger RNA. RefSeq names its product putative pentatricopeptide repeat-containing protein At5g09950. Gene Ontology annotation, molecular function: RNA binding; protein binding. Bases 25 to 1761 code for a protein of 578 amino acids. Gene Ontology annotation, biological process: RNA modification. Lineage: Eukaryota; Viridiplantae; Streptophyta; Lycopodiopsida; Selaginellales; Selaginellaceae. The transcript is spliced from 4 exons. The record is from RefSeq and is a predicted model, not a curated record.